GGUAGCCUUGUGGAACAACCAUGAUCUCCAAGCCUGCGAUGAUGUCACACUGCUACAAGGAAGGCGAAGGUCAUGUCCCUACUCGUGUCCUCGGGUGUUCUCAUGGACAUAAAUUCGGAGAUGACGGUUCAGAAUGGAUUCAAUAACCUUUUGAUAUCCAUUAGCAGACGGCUUAAUCAUUGACAUGACCUUUAAAGAGCGCAGCACACGUCAUAGCAGGCGUCGGCGAGCAGGUCACUGCCGGCCGCAGACGGGCCUCCAGAGAGCCCCGUCAGGCUCUCUGGAAGAGCGUGGUAGAGCCUCUUCAGAGCUCGGCGGACUCGGGGCAGUAGUCCAUGCCCCAGCCCUUUGGUGCUCUGUUGAAAUCGGGCCUCCGAGACAUGCAGUUCCGGCUGCUGGCUGGAAGGCUCUGGGCUUCCAGGGCUUCACAGCUCAUGACUGGGAUCACCCUCCUGCUGGUCAUUGGCCCCCCGAACGGGAGCGCCGAUCUGGGAACGAGAAGCAGAAAGGGUUCAGGGCGGCGUGGAGCUGAGCGGUAGGAGCGAUGUACGGGCUACUGUGUGAGAGUCUCCACGACUUCAUCAAGGAGUCCUACGGGGAUGACGUCUGGAAGCUGGUCCGGGAGCGGGCCGACGUCCGUCUGCACUCCUUCGUCACCCAUCAGGUGUACAGUGAGAGUGUCAUCCCCCGCAUUGCCAAGGCGGCCAGCGGGGUGACCGGGACCCCCUACAACGAGCUGAUGAACUCCUGGGGCGUGUACUUCCUGGGGUUCGUAGGGAAGUACGGCUAUGACAGGAUCCUCAAGGUGCUAGGCCGUCACGUGCGUGACUUCGUCAACGGCCUGGACAACCUGCACGAGUACCUGCGCUUCAGCUACCCCAAGGUCCAGCCCCCCACCUUCUUCUGCCAGGAGGAGUCGGCCACCGGCGUCACCCUCCACUACAGGAGCAAGCGUAAGGGCUACCUACACUACGCCAUGGGUCAGCUGCGGCAGAUGGGGAAGCAGUUCUACGACACGGACAUCCACGUGGAGGUGCUCUCUGAGCAGCUGGUGGGAGACUACUCCCACGUCACCAUGAGGCUGAACUUCGACAACUCGGCCUACCGCUACAUCAUGAAGGAGGACGAGGAGGAGCAGGAGAUCCUGCCCAUCACCUCGGACUUCUUCUUUGAAGUCUUCCCCUUCAACAUCGUCUUCAGACAGGACAUGGUGGUACACAACGUGGGCUCAGGUCUGGCCACAGUCUUCCCUGACCUGGACGGGAAGAAGAUCAACGAUGCCUUCCUGCUCGCUCGCCCUCUAGUGGAGCUGGCCUGGAACAAUAUCAUCUCACACCCCAACAACCUGUUUGAGAUCAUGUCCAAGGAGCCCGUGAAGAGGGAGAGGAACCUUCACAACAGAGUCCAGAACUCCGACUGCGAGAACGCCAACCGCCUGGCCGACGUGGACGUGGAGCUGAUGGCCUUCCAGUCCAUCAUCGGAGACGACUACAAAGACGGGAACAGUGCCAACGUGAUGGAGAGCUGGGGUGACGGAACCCGCUGCCUCAAGCUGAAGGGACAGAUGAGAUACAUGCCGGAGUGGGAGUCCAUCAUCUUCCUGGGGACCCCCGUGAUGGAGAGUCUGAGUGCCAUGUUUAAGACAGGUCUGUAUAUUAAUGACCUGAGCAUGCACGACUCCAGCAGAGACCUGGUGCUGGCAGGCACGCAACAGUCUGAGGAGCUCAAACGAGCUCUCAUACAGGAGCAGAAGAAGUCCAGUAAGCUGGAGGAGAGCAUGAAGAUGCUGGACUACGAGAUGAAGAAAACCGACGACCUCCUGUACCGGAUGAUCCCCAAGCCCGUCGCCAAGAGGCUGCGCAAGGGAGAGCCCGCCGUCAACACGUGUGAGGUGUUCCCCGAUGUGACCAUCCUGUUCAGCGACGUGGUGGGAUUCACUCGCAUCUGCAGCCACAUCACGCCCAUGCAGGUGGUGUCCAUGCUGAACACCAUGUACACGCUGUUCGACACGCUCAGUGAGAAGCACCGUGUCUUCAAGGUGGAGACCAUCGGGGACGCCUACAUGGUGGUGGCCGGGACCCCGGAGAAGACCAAGUACCACGCCCACAACAUCUGUGACAUGGCCCUGGACAUGGUCCGCUCCAUAGACCACCUCAAGGACCCCUCCAACGGCAACAACAUACAGAUCCGCGUCGGGAUCCAUUCUGGGAUGGUGGUGGCGGGGGUGGUGGGCCACAAGAUGCCUCGCUACGGUCUCCACGGCGACACGGUCCACACGGCCUCAGCCAUGGAGAGCAACGGCAAGGAGAUGCACAUCCAACUCAGCAGCGCCACCUACGAGCACCUCAAGGGAAGCCACUUCAUCUUCGAGAGGAGGGGCACCAUCACCAUCAAGGGCAACGUGGAGAUCGAGACCUACUGGCUGAACGGGAAGCGAGACAAGGACGGGAACGCCCAGGCCGCGUGCCCCCAGUUCGAGACCCGGACCAUCGACAAGUCCAUCAACAAGGCCGCCAACCCGGGCUCCGAGGCCCCAGGGGAGGACAAGGGCCAGGUCUUCCCACUGGCCCCGGGAGACAACGAGGAUGAAGUCAAGUCCAUCCCCUCCCACCGUAUCAAGAUGGAGAUAUCAGGCCACUCGCUGGAGCGGCCCCUAGAGAAGGGCCGACUGGAGGAGCUGUCUGUCCAGAAGUCCCACUACCAAGACAACCUUCAGGACGGCCUCCGCUCCCACCUGAAGAUGAGCUCCCCCGACGGCUCCCACGACUCCCACAGCUCAGAGAAGAGCACCAUGUGCUCCGUCUCGUAGACCAGACGCUAGCCGCCGCUAGCCGCUAGCCACCACUAGACGCUGGCUGAGGCUGGCCGACGCUAUAGCCCAUGUGGUUGAAAUGAGAAUCAUGUUGGGGAUGUUUCUUUGUUGUUGCGUGCCAAUCUCCCUUCUUUACUUUUCCAUUUAGCCCCGACGGCUAGGCUAACCGUUUGGGCUGGACUUUCCAUAUGCUGCUCUUGCGCUUCUUCCCAUUCCCAAACACUCAGGAAUAAGCACACAAUGUUGCUAUAAUACGAUAUUUAUGAAUGGACAGAGUUGGUGUGAGGUUUCUGAUAAAGAGCCAGUGAACCAUUUCACUGUUUCAGCUGGAAGUCGAACAGUGUGAGAUUUAAACAUGAAGAAAAGCGUUUUGGGUUGCGAGUUUUAGCACAGUGUUUUAUCCCCAUGGUUACGACCCACGCCAACUUUGUGAUGCUUUUUUAGUAACGUUGUUUUGUAUGAUGUGUUAUAAUGAGUGACGUUGAAUAUGUAACGCGCCACACACCGUAGCGUUAUACUAAAGGUGACCAGGAACCCUCACCCUCACUCGGACACCAACAUUAAAUACAUCGCUGCUCAGAUGGAGCCUCAGCGUUAUCCUGUAAGGGUUAGGGUUAGGGUUACUUCCUCUCACCGCCGCAGUCAACUGCUGCCAAGACAGAGCUCCACACACACACACACACACACACACACACACACACACACACACACACACACACACACACACACACACACACACACACACACACACACACACACA
Molecule: messenger RNA, 3572 nt
Organism: Gadus chalcogrammus (walleye pollock)
Lineage: Eukaryota; Metazoa; Chordata; Actinopteri; Gadiformes; Gadidae
Product: soluble guanylate cyclase 88E-like
Exons: 19
Coding region: 545-2809 (754 amino acids)
Biological process (GO): nitric oxide-cGMP-mediated signaling; cGMP biosynthetic process; response to oxygen levels
Cellular component (GO): guanylate cyclase complex, soluble
Molecular function (GO): oxygen sensor activity; heme binding; guanylate cyclase activity
Source: RefSeq, a predicted model, not a curated record